Molecule: messenger RNA, 3727 nt
Organism: Oncorhynchus keta (chum salmon)
Lineage: Eukaryota; Metazoa; Chordata; Actinopteri; Salmoniformes; Salmonidae
Product: XK-related protein 6-like
Exons: 3
Coding region: 68-1819 (583 amino acids)
Biological process (GO): apoptotic process involved in development; phosphatidylserine exposure on apoptotic cell surface; engulfment of apoptotic cell
Cellular component (GO): plasma membrane
Source: RefSeq, a predicted model, not a curated record
GGUGUCAGGGAAGUGUCGUCACGAACCCCGGAAGCCGGAGGUGUGAGACGCUUCAGCGGAGAGCAAGAUGGCAGCGAAAUCCGAUGGUCGGGGGGUCAUCCGGGGAUUCGCCCAGCUGCACAACCUGGACGAGGUGGUGGGGACCGGCGAGGGCGACCCGAGGGAAGGCAGCUCCUUCCACAUCUGCCACUGCUGCAACACCUCGUCCUGUUACUGGGGCUGCCGGAGCGCCUGUCUGCAUUACCUCCACGACAAGAGGAGAGGCGGGGGAGGACAAGAGGACGCGCGGACGGGGCGGCCUCAGCAGGAGGAGCGCCUCUGGCUGGACUGUCUGUGGAUCAUCCUGGCCCUGUUCGUGUUCUUCUGGGACGUGGGGACGGACCUGGCGCUGGCCAUCGACUACUACCACAAGCAUGACUACCUCUGGUCCGGACUCACCCUCUUCUUGGUGCUGGUGCCCUCGGUGCUGGUCCAGAUCCUGAGCUUCAGGUGGUUCGUGCAGGAUUACACCGGGGGUGGUCUGGGCUCUGUGGAAGGGCUGAGCAACCGGAGGGCUACGGCAGGGCUGAGUGCACAGGGAAGGGACAGGUGCUGCCUGCUCUCUGUGUGGCUGUGGCAGACCCUCAUACACAUCUUCCAGAUGGGACAAGUAUGGAGGUACAUUCGUACCAUGUACCUGGGCAUCCAGAGUCAUCGUCGGAAGGAGAACCAGAGGCGGUUCUACUGGGCCAUGAUGUAUGAGUACGCUGACGUCAACAUGCUACGUCUGCUGGAGACCUUCCUGGAGUCAGCUCCUCAGCUGGUCCUGCAGCUCUGUAUCAUGAUCCAGAGGAACCGGGUCGAGACCCUGCAGUGUAUGUCUGUGCUGGCCUCUCUCCUGUCCCUGUCCUGGGUGCUGGCCUCCUAUCACAAGCUCUUGCGUGACUCCCGUGACGACAAGACGAGUCUGAGCUACCGUGGGGCCCUGGUACACCUGUUCUGGCGUCUCUUCACCAUCUCUUCCCGGGUCCUCUCCUUCGCCCUGUUCGCCUCCGUGUUCCAUCUCUACUUCGGCAUCUUCGUGGUGCUGCACUGGUGCGCCAUGGCCUUCUGGGUAAUCCACGGUGGCACCGACUUCUGCAUGUCCAAGUGGGAGGAGAUUCUGUUUAACAUGGUGGUGGGUGUGGUCUACGUGUUCUGCUGGUUCAACGUGAGGGAGGGUCGGACGCGCUACCGUAUGGUCACCUACUACACCGUGGUGCUACUGGAGAACGCCGUGCUCACCGCGCUCUGGUACGCCUACCGCGACCCCGCCACCACCGACGCCUACGCCGGCUCCGCCCUCUGCGGCGUCUUCUUGUGCUUCGCCUCGGGCGUGGCCUGCAUGGUGCUGUAUUACGGGGUGUUGCACCCCAUGGGCCCCGGGCUCCGGGUCCUGGCCUCCUCCUGCUGCGCUGAGCUGCUGUGGGGCCUCCCCUUGCCCCCCGAAGCCGAGCCCAUGGCCCCCACCCCGGGCCCCCGAGCCUCUCAAGCCACCCCGACACGGGCCUUUGCGGGGGAUGGGCAGGAUGAUGAGGCUACGGACACCUGUCUGCCUGUGUUCCAGGUGAGGUCCACGGAGCCGAUGGACGCGACCGGGAGACCCAUCCGACCAGAGGGGCCCCUCAUAAAGAUAGACAUGCCCAGAAAGCGCUACCCGGCCUGGGACGUACACUUUGUGGACCGGCGGCUCCGCAGGACCAUAAACGUGCUGCAGUACAUCAGCCCCAACGCGGCGGGCAUCAGGUAUAGGGAUGGGCCGCUCCUAUAUGAGCUACUGCAGUACGAGUCCUCUCUCUGAAGGAAUUACUCUCCUUCCUUCUCCCCCACUCCUCCACUCCCUCUCUCUCUCUCUCUCUCUCUCUCUCUCUCUCUCUCUCUCUCGUCCUGUUCUUCCUGGAUCUUCUCCUCUGCUAUAUCUGGUGCUCUCCCAGUCAUCCAGUCCCUCUACAUGAGCCUGUGUGUGUGUGUGUGUGUGUGUGUGUGUGGGUGUGUAUAUGCUGUCAACUCUACCAAGAAGCUGUCAAGACUAUACACAUAUAGUACGAUCAUACUUUAUUUUUGGGGAAAAACAACACAUACAGAGAAUCUAAUAUGAAAGAUGAUUUGCAAAGUGACAUAUAUAACCCUCUUGGGGGCGGGGGGGGCGUUGUCUGUCUGUCUGUGUGUCUGUCUGAAUGUGUAUAUAAAGUAUGUCUGUGUAACUAUGAUGUGUGUUCAUAUAUACUGCGUUGGGUGAUGACGAAGGUGAUGAUGAUGAUGAUGAUGAUAUUUGUGAUAUUUAUGUGUUUUUCCUGUCAUGUGACUGGUGCAGUGAUGAGAAUGAUGGAGGAGGGGUCGACACUGUGGCAGAUCUUUGCACGCAAAGACACCAAUCUAACUUCCAUAUCUCUACGGAAUUGAAUUCUUUAAAUGGCUGAACACAAACGACAGCCCGUCAGCCUCAAAAUAAUCAGACCUACAGUUGAGAAGCACACAGGUAUCAGAUUACAAAGGAACACAUAGGCACAUUUUGACAUUUUUUAAAAUGUCUGCACAACUAUAUGUGACUAUUCUAUGAAUGUCGAUCACCUUCUCUCCCAGCCCUGGAAAUGUGUUUUAAUCAUUUCACACUUUCUGCAGAGGUUAUCCCUAAACACAGGUCUUGGAUCAACUCUCAACCCCUAAUUUCAACCGUUUGAGGAGAAAUCAACCAAAUCAGAGUUUAUUGGCACAAAUUCCACCCAUAGCGUAACAAACAGUGGCCUCUGCUGGUAGCAGUUUGUAACAGCAUGCUCGAUGUGGUUAUUUCUAUGGAUGGUUGACAAUAUGUCCCAGUGGCAAUAAAUCCCAGUGGAAAUUUAUACUGGGACACAUGAGACAAGCAUUAGUUCAGACACAACUCUUCUUUCCUCUGACAUGUCUUUCUCCCACCAGUAAGAAAAACAAAGAAUGCUAAUGGCAUGUCUCUAUAGCAAAGAGGCCGGCACAAUGUUUAGAGGUGUUUCUACGCAACGGUUGUAAGGUGAAAAGAGUUUAUUCCGACAUUCCAAAGAACUAUGUUUUGUUAUUGAAACGAACAACUCAAAUUUUGAAAUAUAGUCAAAUAUCUAGAUAAAUCCAAUAAGUUUAGAGGUCACAAUGGUGGCUGUUCAAAAGCAACCAUCAAAAAGCACAUAACGAUGUACAGAACAGAACAAUGCAAAGACUUUCACUAUUCCUCCAGCAUUCCCUGCUGUUUCACUGUUCCUCCAGCAUUCCCUGCUGUUUCACUGUUCCUCCAGCAUUCCCUGCUGUUUCACUGUUCCUCCAGCAUUCCCUGCUGUUUCACUGUUCCUCCAGCAUUCCCUGCUGUUUCACUAUUCCUCCAGCAUUCCCUGCUGUUUCACUGUUCCUCCAGCAUUCCCUGCUGUUUCACUGUUCCUCCAGCAUUCCCUGCUGUUUCACUGUUCCUCCAGCAUUCCCUGCUGUUUCACUGUUCCUCCAGCAUUCCCUGCUGUUUCACUGUUCCUCCAGCAUUCCCUGCUGUUUCACUGUUCCUCCAGCAUUCCCUGCUGUUCCACUAUUCCUCCAGCAUUCCCUGCUGUUCCACUAUUCCUCCAGCAUUCCCUGCUGUUUCACUGUUCCUCCAGCAUUCCCUGCUGUUCCACUAUUCCUCCAGCAUUCCCUGCUGUUCCACUAUUCCUCCAGCAUUCCCUGCUGUUUCACUGUUCCUCCUCUUCUUUGUUUC